This is a messenger RNA of Lynx canadensis (Canada lynx), 861 nucleotides long. RefSeq names its product BAF chromatin remodeling complex subunit BCL7C (gene BCL7C). The record is from RefSeq and is a predicted model, not a curated record. NCBI's taxonomy places the organism in Eukaryota, Metazoa, Chordata, Mammalia, Carnivora, Felidae. The transcript is spliced from 6 exons. The coding region runs from base 138 to 791 and encodes 217 amino acids.
GAGCGAGGGAGGGCGCGGCCAACUCCCGGAGGGACGGCAGGCGGAGAGAGCGGCGCCCGGGUCUGGCGCCGAGCCUGAGCCCGCCGGACGGGAGGCGGCCCAGCCGCGGGCUCGGCCUCGGCCCCAGCCCCGCCAGCAUGGCCGGCCGGACCGUGCGGGCCGAGACCCGGAGCCGGGCCAAGGAUGACAUCAAGAAGGUGAUGGCGACCAUCGAGAAGGUCCGGAGAUGGGAGAAGCGCUGGGUGACUGUGGGCGACACUUCCCUUCGUAUCUUCAAGUGGGUGCCAGUGGUGGACCCCCAGGAGGAGGAGCGGCGAAGGGCAGGUGGUGGGGCAGAGAGAUCUCGAGGCCGGGAGCGACGGGGCAGAGGCGCCAGUCCCCGAGGGGGUGGCCCUCUCAUCCUGCUGGAUCUCAAUGAUGAGAACAGUAACCAGAGUUUCCAUUCGGAAGGCUCCCUGCAAAAGGGCACUGAGCCCAGCCCUGGGGGCACCCCUCAGCCCAGCCGCCCUGUGUCACCUGCUGGACCACCAGAAGGGGUCCCAGAGGAUGCUCAGCCCCCACGUCUGGGCCAAGAAAGAGAUCCUGGGGGCAUAACUGCAGGCAGCACGGAUGAACCCCCAAUGCUGACCAAGGAGGAGCCUGUUCCAGAAUUGCUGGAGGCUGAGGCCCCCGAAGCUUACCCCGUCUUUGAGCCAGUGCCACCUGUCCCCGAGGCAGCCCAGGGUGACACAGAGGACUCGGAGGGCGCCCCCCCACUCAAGCGCAUCUGCCCAAAUGCCCCUGACCCCUGAGAAGCCGGCCUGCCUGUCCUGUCGCCCCAGGGGCCCCUUUGGCUUUUUACAAAUAAAGACCCUUUUGUAA